GAGAGAGAGAGAGAGGAAAGAGAGACCAUUUAUCCUCUGACUGUUUUUUUAACAUUCGAGAGAGAGAGAGAGAGAGAGAGAGAGAGAGAGUUCAACUCUUUGACUCGGCCAUGCCGGCAAAGAGUGUUGUCUAUCGAUAUUUAUAUCUGAAAGCGCGUUGAUGCAUACGAGCAAGUAAAAGUGUUCAAUUUUGACUCUCAUCCACGGAAAAUAGUUGCACGAAUUCUUUGAUUUUGGAGAGCACAUCAAAACCCUAAUUUUGGGUUUUCAUUCAAAUCAGGUCUAAAGGUAUCAUCAGUUUUGUACUAUAUCAAGCGCCGGAUUGAAUUUCGUUUUGUAUGAUGUUGGUCGGUAAUGAUUAUGCUUAACCGACGCACAUCCACAGAAGUGAAAUCGUUGUUUUUUGAUUAGCUUGAUUGGGUUUUUCUAUAGCUGUGAUUGGCACUUAGUUUUGGGGAUUUAAUGGGUGGGAUUUGUGGUAAGCCUGCUGCCAUCGAUGAUGGCAGAGGGAGUUCGAGUUCAAGGGAGAGAGUACCGAGUAAAGCUUCAUCAGAAUCGCGCGGAUCGCGGUCUAAAAGGGUAGAAAGUUUUAGGGUGAAGAAUAGAGGUGAGGUAAGAACUGGAUCCAUCGACAAGAGAUUGAAUUCUUCACGACGUGUUCGUGAUGAUCAUUACGAGAAGAAGAGAGACGUGUCAGAAGUGUUUAUUGCUAAUAUUCCGGGUAUAGGGACUAUUCCAAAAGCUAUAGAAGGUGAACAAGUCGUGGCAGGUUGGCCUUCUUGGCUUGCUGCUGUAGCUGGUGAAGCCAUCAAUGGAUGGUUACCUCGCCGAGCAGAUACAUUCGAGAAACUUGAAAAGAUUGGUCAAGGAACUUAUAGCAGUGUCUACAAGGCUCGUGAUCUCACUAACAAUAAAGUUGUUGCUUUAAAAAGAGUGCGUUUUGAUAACAUGGAUCCUGAAAGUGUGAAGUUUAUGGCGAGAGAGAUUCUUAUCUUGCGAAGGCUUGAUCAUCCCAAUAUAAUCAAGCUUGAAGGAAUGGUCACUUCACGCACUUCAUGUAGCUUAUACCUGGUUUUUGAGUAUAUGGAACAUGAUCUUACUGGACUUGCAUCUUUACCUGGGGCUAAGUUCACAGAACCACAGGUUAAAUGCUACAUGCAACAACUGCUAAGUGGACUUGAGCAUUGCCAUAGUCGUGGUGUUUUACACCGUGACAUAAAAGGGUCAAAUCUUUUGAUAGACAAUCAUGGAAUCUUGAAGAUUGCAGAUUUUGGUUUAGCAAGUUUUUUUGAUCAUCGGGAAAAUGUGCCAUUAACUAGCCGAGUUGUGACUCUUUGGUAUCGACCACCUGAACUUCUUCUUGGAGCAACUCAUUAUGGAGUUGCAGUGGACUUGUGGAGCACAGGAUGCAUUCUUGGAGAGUUAUAUGCUGGAAAACCUAUCAUGCCUGGUCGAACAGAGGUGGAGCAAUUGCAUAAAAUAUUCAAACUUUGUGGUUCACCAUCUGAGGAUUAUUGGAGAAAAUCAAAAUUACGUCAUUCAGCAGUGUUUAAACCUACACAACCUUACAGAUGUCGAAUUGAAGAAACUUUUAAAGAUGUUCCUCCUGUUGCUAUCAGUCUUAUGGAGAUGUUACUUGCAAUAGAUCCUUCACAAAGAGGAACAGCAUUAUUUGCUCUUAAGAGUGAGUUCUUUACAACAAAACCACAUGCUUGUGAUCCUUCAAGUUUGCCAAAAUAUCCUCCCAGCAAAGAAAUUGAUGCAAAACUGAGGGAGGAAGAAGCUAGAAGACAAAGAGCGGAAUAUAAGGGCCAAAAGGUGGAAAAGGAAAGCCGAGGACCGAAAGACCCUCGGGCAGUUCCAGCUCCUGAUGCCAAUGCUGAGUUAGCUGCAUCGAUGCAGAGAAGGCAAGACCGAGCAAACUCAAAGAGCAGAAGCGAGUACUUCUCCCGUAACAAAGACGACACGGCUUCCGGUUUCCCAAUCGAAAACCCUAGACUUUCCCAUUACUCGAAAGAUUCAAUCAGCGAUUCCAAACCACACCCACCAAUGCGGGAAUCCUAUUCCGGCCCGUUGGUUGCGGAUUCAUGGACAAAAUCAGGAAAGAAAUACGACGACGUCUCAAUCACGAGCCGAGCUGAUUUAUCUUCGCUCUCGGGUUUAGUGAGCUCGCGGAUAUUAUCAGCUGAAGAUCGUGAAAAACGUGUGUCUAAUUCUAAUUCUAAUUGUAAUUCUUCACAAUUAGAUCCAACAAAUCAAAUGGGAAGACUAUCGGAGUUCACCCAAGAAUUUGGACACUCCGGAAAGCAUGAUCGGAAAGACCUUUCCCGGAGAUACAUGGAAAGUGGAAGAUCUAGUACUAAGGAACCUGCUCAGAAUGGUCAUGGAUACAAGGGAAACAACAAGAUCCAUUUCUCGGGUCCAUUGGGUUCAUCAAAUGCAAAUGUGGACCAGAUGCUGAAAGAUCAUGAUCGACAUAUUCAAGAAGCUGCAAGAAGAGCGCGCCUUGAUAGGACAAGGCUCUCCAAAGAUAAAGCAGAUGCAACACAAAUGAUGGCAAACCCUAUUUAUAUGUCUAGCCGCAGACCCAGGUAAUAAUAGAUAAAAAUCUAGAGAGAGAGCGAGAGGGAGUCAACCGCUCUCCUAUGUCAUCGGAUAACUGUGUACAUAGUAAUUAUAGUAAUUAUUUGUUGUCGGUAAUUUUGGAAUUUAUUAGGAUGUUGUAUUGGAAUAUAAUAUAUAGGGGAAUUUUAUGGCGUAAA
Lactuca sativa (garden lettuce) is the source of this 2762-nucleotide messenger RNA. RefSeq names its product putative serine/threonine-protein kinase At1g54610. Gene Ontology annotation, molecular function: RNA polymerase II CTD heptapeptide repeat kinase activity; ATP binding. Gene Ontology annotation, biological process: positive regulation of transcription elongation by RNA polymerase II; protein phosphorylation. The record is from RefSeq and is a predicted model, not a curated record. NCBI's taxonomy places the organism in Eukaryota, Viridiplantae, Streptophyta, Magnoliopsida, Asterales, Asteraceae. Gene Ontology annotation, cellular component: nucleus; cyclin-dependent protein kinase holoenzyme complex.